Messenger RNA from Oncorhynchus nerka (sockeye salmon), 1514 nucleotides. RefSeq names its product fibronectin type III domain-containing protein 7-like. NCBI's taxonomy places the organism in Eukaryota, Metazoa, Chordata, Actinopteri, Salmoniformes, Salmonidae. The transcript has 6 exons. Gene Ontology annotation, molecular function: protein binding. The annotation marks the transcript as partial. The record is from RefSeq and is a predicted model, not a curated record.
GGCCCUGUGCUCCUGGUAACCUGCAGACUAGCCUCCAGUGCAGCACCAACUCUACCUCAGUGACCUGGGACAGAGGCAGUGGAGCACUGUCCUAUAUGGUUGUAGGAGAGGCUACCAACAGCCACAUUACCUCCUGUAACUCUAGCGCCACCUACUGUGAUCUGGAGGGAAUGCAGUGUGGCCAGAUGUACAACGUCUCAGUCCACUCUAUGGAUGGAGUCUGUAGGAGCCUUCAGAGUGUCAGCUCAGACGUGCAAACGGCCCCCUGCCCGCCCCAGAAUGUGGCUGCCCAGGUGCACUGUGCCUCAGGCAUCAUGUUGGUGACCUGGGAACCCAACAUGGAUGCCUGGUUUUUCCUGGUGGAUGCAGUGACAGAGGGAGGGAGCAGCCACUCCUGUAACACUACAGACACCCAGUGCUCCAUCACCAGUCUUCCUUGUGGAGAGAGCUUCUCUGUCCAGGUCACCGCUGCCAGAAGAGGCUGCCACAGCAUGCCAAGUCAGGCUCUCAACGUCUCAUCAGCCCCAUGCAUGCCCACGAGGGUGAACGGUAGCCAGAACUGUGUGACCAACUCUGCCUGGGUGUCCUGGGCCCCUGCUCUGGGGGUGGACAGAUACAUGGUGACUGCUGAUGGCGUGGGGGGGUUCAACUCCUCCUGCUCCAUCCCCGGCUUUGACACCACCUGUGAGGUGCCUGACCUGGCCUGCGGCGUGCUCUACACCUUCUCUGUUACUGCUAGCAACGGACACUGUGAUAGUCCACCCAGUGCGACCUUCGAACUCGAGACAGCUCCCUGCACCCUGGCAAGCAUCACCGCCUUCGCCCAGUGUCACAACUCCUCCAUCCGGGUCCUGUGGGAGCCCAUGGAGGGCAGCGUGGGAAACUCUGUGUACACCGCCACAGCGGAGGCCAGUGACCGCAGCGUGCUGACCUGCAACAGCUCUGCCAGCAGCUGUGACCUGGAGGGGGCGCUCUGCGGUCUGCACUACACCGUCAUCGUAGCAGCAUCAUCAGACUGCUGCACCAGUCAGAGGAGUCCUCCUUAUAGGAUCAGCAUGGAACCCUGCCCACCCCAGGGUGUGGUCAUCAGCUCCUCCUGUGAGUCCCAUGGAGCGCACGUGUCCUGGACCGCGUCCCCUGUGGCUGAGACCUACCUCAUGAUCGCAACGGGUGGAAAUGGUGAUGUGCGGUCCUGCAACACGACCGCCAGCAACUGCUCCCUGUCUGCGCUGCAGUGUGGUCAGCAGUAUGCCGUCUCUGUGACCGCUAGCCACGAGAACUGCUCCAGUAUGGCCAGCCGGAACGUCACGUUCAAUACGGUGCCCUGCCAGCCAGACGGUCUGUCCGUGUUGGUCCAGUGUGUCAACCACUCUGCGCUGCUAUCGUGGACAGUCAGAGGUGGUGUUGUGGACUACUGGGGCUGUGCCCAGGCUGAGGAUGGCAUCAUGCUUUACUGUGAGAGCACAGGGACCUCCUGUACCAUCACAGGGCUGGAGUGUGGUGCCCAGUACACA